Molecule: messenger RNA, 216 nt
Organism: Botrytis byssoidea
Lineage: Eukaryota; Fungi; Ascomycota; Leotiomycetes; Helotiales; Sclerotiniaceae
Exons: 1
Coding region: 1-216 (71 amino acids)
Source: RefSeq, a predicted model, not a curated record
AUGAGUUCGUGGACAGAUGAGCUGGUCUUGACUCUCACGACCAGAAUUCCGGAAUUGUUCUUUAAGGGAAGGUCCUCACAAGAAAGAUUACAACGACAGAAUAGGGACGAGGAUGUUUGUUUCAAUCCCUGUGAUCGCGGAAACGAAAUGGUCAAGAUUGUAAAGCCUUCCUUCGGCAUUGAUUGCUUGCUUAUUGCUCAUGUUGCCCUAUCGUGA